This is a messenger RNA of Ambispora gerdemannii, 1416 nucleotides long. The record is from the annotation of a GenBank genome assembly. Lineage: Eukaryota; Fungi; Glomeromycota; Glomeromycetes; Archaeosporales; Ambisporaceae.
AUGACUAAUAAUUUAAAGUUGAAUCCAGUUCUUCCGAAAAGCUAUGCCCCUCCACCAGCACCUUCCCCUUCGUUAGCACAGACCAGCAAUACUUUCUCCGCCAAUACUACUAAUAAUACUAAGAAUCAUUUCCAUGAUAAUGGAUAUAACCAUGUGAAUUCUUAUAUUAAUCGAUGGCGAGGACGUGGGGGAGGAGUAGGCAUAGGUGUAAGAGGGAGAGGUGUUUAUGGAGGAGCAAGAGGGAAGUUCAAUAAUUCACCUAAUUAUAGAGGCGGACGACAAGCUUAUAAUAAUAAUGGAUAUGAAUCUUACAGUGGACAAACAGAUAACAGUGUUCAAAGUGGAGAACAAAUAAUAAACUUUAUUCCUACAGAACCUCAAUUAAAACAAGAAAGUAGUAACGAUUCACCAAUUCCGAAUUCCAUUCCGCAAUUUAACAUACAUCAAGAUUUCCUGCAGACGACAAACUCAUUUCAUCCUAACCUGUAUCCGGUUUCAUCAUCACCGAAUCAACAGUUCUCUGUGGGACAGUCAUCAAUUACAACCCCACAAACUUCAACAUUUCCGUAUGUUCAAUUAACUGACACCUCACAGUCUAGAUUUAAAGCUUCGAAUACGGGUUUUAAUGUAAAUAGACCAAGUAAACUUCAUUUUGAAAGAGUUACGCAACCGAGAAUCAAAAUGAAACUUGAAACCCCUGAAGAAAUUGCAAAAUGGAUAGAAGAAAGAAAAAAACGAUAUCCCACCGAUGCAAACAUUGCCAAAAAAAAACAACAAGAAGCAGAAAGGAUCGCAAGAGGAGAAAUGAUCACCAAAACAAAUGCAAAACUGAGGGACAAGCGACUUGGAAAUUCGGAAUGGGGAACUGGCAACAAGCAAAAGAAGCCCAGGCUUAAUCAGAAUCAUCGCCCUGAAAACUUUGAUGAUAUCAGACUAGGUGCUGAUAUUCUGAUCGCUGCCGCGUCUGCUGCUCCGUUUGGACGAGAGACAAAUUUGAGCGAAGAGUAUAUUUCACAAAACGCCAAGAUUGAAGAGCUCGAUGAUUCAAGCAAAUUAAAGGGCAAUGACAAUGACAAUGUUCAGACUUUCAUUGGGCAUAAUAAAAAGUUUGCUCAUCUUAAAAAAACAAUUUGUAUACAUUAUAAAAAUGGACAUUGUAAACACGGAAAUAAAUGUAGGUAUAUACACGAAAGGCCCGGGAAAGAAUCUCAGUCCAAACACGAAGCAAAAUCACGACAAUCCGGAAAUCUACUGCGAAUGCUUAUCGAAAAAGAAAUUCAAAAAGAGCGAAAUAUCCUUUUGCAAAGCAUUCGGUAUAUAGUAGAUAAAAAUUUCUUUCAGAUUGUGAGUAACGACUCGCUAGAAGCCGCAAAGAGACGAAAAGGUCCAGCUAUUGAAGAGUUGCAAAAUGACUGA